Molecule: messenger RNA, 939 nt
Organism: Dipodomys ordii (Ord's kangaroo rat)
Lineage: Eukaryota; Metazoa; Chordata; Mammalia; Rodentia; Heteromyidae
Product: olfactory receptor 51B6
Exons: 1
Coding region: 1-939 (312 amino acids)
Biological process (GO): G protein-coupled receptor signaling pathway
Cellular component (GO): membrane
Molecular function (GO): G protein-coupled receptor activity; olfactory receptor activity
Source: RefSeq, a predicted model, not a curated record
AUGUGGCUCAACACCACUCCAUCUGUAUUCCUGCUUACUGGCUUCCCAGGCCUGGAGAAGGCCCAUCACUGGAUCUCCCUCCCACUGUUGAUGACCUACAUCUCCAUCCUUCUUGGCAAUGGCACCCUUCUCUUUCUCAUUAGGGAUGACACUAACCUUCAUGAGCCCAUGUACUAUUUUUUAGCUAUGUUGGCAGCGACAGAUCUUGGAGUGACCUUGACCACAAUGCCUACGGUGCUGAGUGUUCUGUGGUUAAAUAACAGAGAGAUUGGCUAUGGAGCUUGCUUCUCUCAGGCCUAUUUCAUCCAUACUCUUUCUAUUGUGGAAUCCGGUGUCUUGCUUGCCAUGGCCUACGACCGUUUCAUUGCCAUUCGAAACCCCUUAAGAUAUACCUCCAUCCUUACUGACAUGCAGGUAAUUAAAAUUGGGGUGGGAGUGUUGACAAGGGCCUGUCUGUCAAUUAUGCCAAUAAUCAUUCGGCUGCACUGGUUUCCCUACUGUCGAUCCCGCAUCCUCUCCCAUGCUUUCUGUCUGCACCAAGAUGUCAUCAAGCUCGCUUGUGCAGACAUCACCUUCAAUCAAGUCUACCCAGUGGUGGUUGUAUUUGCUAUGGGCCUGUUGGACUUUCUCAUUAUCUUUUUCUCCUAUAUUUUGAUUCUCAAGACGGUCAUGGGCAUUGCUUCUAGAGAGGAACGAGCCAAGGCCCUCAACACAUGUGUCUCCCAUAUCUGCUGCAUCCUGGUCUUCUACAUCACUGUAGUUGGCCUAACGUUUAUUCAUAGGUUUGGCAAGCAUGUUCCUCAUGUGGUCCAUAUCACUAUGAGCUACAUCUACUUCCUCUUCCCCCCUUUCAUGAACCCUGUUAUCUACAGCAUUAAAACCAAACAGAUUCAGAGUGGGAUACGGCGCUUGUUUUCUUUGCCUUGCUCUAGAGUAUGA